AUGUCGACUAUGAAGUCUCCAGCACCGAAUCCAUUUCCUCGUAUAUCCAUCGCAGAUAUUGAAGGGACGGCACGCUCACUCCGUCAUAGACAGCUUCAGUUCCACCGCUUACAACCAAUUAUAGUCAAGAACAAGGCCCUCUUGAUCCGGGCUCUAGAAGAUGACUAUGGCUAUUCGCCGGGUGAAGCCUUGUUUGAAUAUUCGCUUUCUCUGUCCGAGGUCCGCUUUCACUAUGAGAGCAUCGACUUCGAGAAAGAAGUCGCGGCGACCAAAACCAUUGAGAAUGGCAACGAGCGCUUGAACCGGUACGCAGGUGUUGGUAUCGUUUACAUUGUGCCACGAGGUGGCCUUUAUUCCGUGCUUUCUCCACUAUGCGCUGCGAUGGCUGCUGGAAAUUGUGUAAUUGUUGAACUUUUACAGACUACAAACAGGACAAGCUCGGCUUUACGGGACAGCCUUCAAGAGGCUUUGAGUGGAGACACAUUCGCCAUAUCCAAAGAAAGGCCCGCCCCUUCAUUCCUCAGACAGUGUGCGGUAGUGCUCCAGGCGAAUGAGAUCCUCAGCACUCAGUCAAAAGGAAGUUCGGAUUUACUUUGGUCCAAGAAGCUGAUCGCUUCGCCCUCAUCUGCAAAGAAUGUUGCAUUUGUCGAUCGGACAGCUGAUCUCAGGCUUGCUGCUCGCACUUUAGUGGUGGCAAAGUUUGGCUUCGGCAAUACAUCGGCAUACGCACCAGACGUGAUAUUCGUACACGAAGCAGUGGCCAAAGCAUUCUCAACACACACAGUAGAGAUUGUCAGCCGCUCGUACGGUGGUCUCAACACAGGCGCAGCAAAACAAAAGCUACUGACAUCAGAGAAAGGACUCGGUGGCUCAAAGCAGCUGGAUGGGCACAAGGUACUUCUCUCCGGCAAACGAGGGGCCAUAGUUGAACUCCCUGAGAAGUAA
This is a messenger RNA of Exophiala aquamarina CBS 119918, 945 nucleotides long. RefSeq lists its product as uncharacterized. Lineage: Eukaryota; Fungi; Ascomycota; Eurotiomycetes; Chaetothyriales; Herpotrichiellaceae. The coding region runs from base 1 to 945 and encodes 314 amino acids. The record is from RefSeq and is a predicted model, not a curated record. Gene Ontology annotation, molecular function: oxidoreductase activity, acting on the aldehyde or oxo group of donors, NAD or NADP as acceptor. The transcript is spliced from 2 exons.